AUCCGUCAGUUAAGAGGAAUGAGAGGGAGCGCCAAAAAAGAGCGAAACCAGCCUAGGCGUACAAGGAAAAUCGGGCACUAGGAAUGAAGGCCAGAUUGAGGGAAAUAGGAAGAAGAGCUGUUCUUCUGCCUCUCCCUGUACGCCGGAAUCGAUCUCGGGUUUCUCUACAGACUACUAUCCUGCUUCAACCGGUCGGGUAAGAUUGGAAGACACUGCCCAUGGCUGAAUCAGAACAUGUUCACCUAUGUGCCUGAAUCUCACCUGGGGGAUGAGACCAGACCAGAGAAAAAAUUCGAGGACAGCUUUUACCAAAGAGCUAGGAAUUCCUAGGAAGUUGGAACAGCAACAGCUAAAUUUAGCAACUCCGUUCCUAGAAUGUCUCUCCCUUCCUGAAACUUUGAGUUGUCACCGUAAGGAAAACACUGAAACAGAGGAUAGGUAUUGGAAAAUAAGAACAGAACAUCCCUCGAGUACUUUGAUAGAACAACAAAACAUUCUCGGUGAAAUUACGCAGGAAAUAUCGGUAACAGAUGAUAUGGGAAACUGCAAGGAUAAAGAAGAGAAAAUUGAAGAAUUAGGAGAACGAUUGAUUUGAAUUAGCCGAGUUCCAAGAACACAAAGCCUUUGUGUCUUGCAUGGACCGAUUACAUACAGUCCUGUUUGUAAUUCCAUCAUGGUUCUUUCAUGCACAAUGUUAUAGUAUAUUAUUGAUACUAAAGAAGAACUCAUUGAGUAACAUUGGACCAACAUCUUAUUCGGACUUAUGAUCUAACAAGCCUGUACAAUUCACAAUAGCCUGAUGUAUUAAGUCUAUCAAGCUAGAACCGUGCUACUACUUUUCCCCCAUAACAAAUAUAAUAGGAAGAGAAAACCGAAAAAUUUCAUGGAUCUUCAGAUGAUGUUAAUCUUGAAGUGGAGCUCCAAAUAAAAACGAAGCCAUUGUUUCUCGACUAAUGUUUCUUGCAUAUGUUACUGUGUGGUCCUUUAUGAAUGUUCUGUCCGGUAUGACAACUUUUGAUUCUUAUAAGAAUCAAGAUAACCACAUUUCCCUUGCGGCAAAAGUUCUUCCGAUUCCCCACGAAACUAAUAUGAAACACUGUCUCGAGCAUGAAGGUGUUCAAUUGCAUGCAAUGUGAUCGUUUGUAUUUGUCUGUCAACACGUGCAGAUUCGCCCAAGAAUAUUGUCGACUAAAUUCGAGGAGGGUGGUUGCUGCUCAAAUGUAGCUGAGCCCUCCAAUGAUUAGUUCCCAAUCGAGCUAACUAAAUUUGGCCUAAUCAAAGAUCAUAGAGAAAGAGAGAGAGAGAGAGAGAAUCCUAAUAAUAAUAAAUCAGUGAAUGUCAUGGAGGGCCGGGCGGGAGGUUUGUGUAUGUUAGGAAUGGACGGUGGAGGCAGCCACAGGUCCCUAAGGGUCAGCCCCGACAGCCUUCCGUUAUACGAUUAACUGCCCAUCUCUCUCUCUCUCUCUCUCUUUGAGCUGUUCUCUACUUCUUUUCCUCUCUUGUUCCCCAUCUUUUUUGGUUCCUUGUAACAAGAUCCUAGCUUCCCCCUCCUCUCCCCUGUGCCCUUCUACUUAUAAGCCUCCGACCGGGUCCCAAACUCGGUGAUACGCGUCCACUAUCUCCCCUCAAGCCUGAUCGGCCAGGCGGCUCAUUCGUUGCUGCCUCGGCCCACUGUCGUCGUUCUUUUGUUCCGGUGCCGAGAUACCGAAUAGCCAUAAAAACGAUAUCUCUUUUUGCGACGUCAGUCUUUGUAUUUUCUCCGCCAGGUUAUUUGUUAGGGGAGAUGAACAAGGACGCGUCAUCCUCGGCCUCCUCGUACGAGUCUUCGGAAUGCGAGGAGCUGGAGAGAAUGCCCCUUGCCCCGCCGCGGUGGAAGACCGGCAAGAAGCGGCUCUCCAAGCAGCUGUCCAUGUGCGAGACCCCACGGGACAUUGCCUGGGAGAAGCGGCGCCGGCAGAUCCUCAGGCAGGAGAGGAAGAAGAAUGGGCUCGCGAACGAUGGGGAUGGCGCCAUCACCGAUGAGGACCUCAGCGAGCUCAAGGGAUGCAUCGAGCUUGGGUUUGGCUUUAAGGAGGAGGACGGGCAGCAGCUCUGCAACACCCUCCCCGCCCUUGACCUCUACUUUGCGGUAAAUCGCCAGCUGUCCCCGAGCCCCGUCUCCACCCCACAAAGCCAAGGCUCCACCUCGUCCCUAGGUGGCCGCUCUUCCUCAUUCGGGAGUCCUAGGAGCGAAUCUGACACAUGGAAGAUUUGUAACCCAGGGGACGAUCCACAGCACGUGAAGACGAAGUUGAGGCACUGGGCUCAGGCCGUGGCUUGCUCUGUGAUGCAGUCUAAGUGAGAGAGGAGUUACGGAUGGCUUUGUACAGGGAUUCAUUCGAAAUAUCCAAUCAAACAAAAAAACACAACAAUGAAUUAAACAUGAGUAAGAGAAGAGAGACUGUAUGAGACAGACAGGUGAGGAGAUCAGGAGAGAGGAGGCUUAAUUAUAAGUUUAGGUUUAAAUUUCUUCGACCCAAAUCGACCUUUUGGUAUAUAUAUUAUAUUAUAUAUUUACUAAUCAUCAAUAGCUGCAACCGAAGACGAUUGGGUGUGCGGUUUUUCAGUGUUUUUCCCCUCCUUUGUAUAAGCCAGUAGGUUAAGUCUAUUGGUUCUGGAAUGAACAAUUUCCUCUUGAAAUAUCUCUCCUUUCGAUCUUCUUUCGCUCGUUCUCUCCGUAGAUUUCUUCCCUUCUUACCUACUCUCUGUGGU
Molecule: messenger RNA, 2751 nt
Organism: Punica granatum (pomegranate)
Lineage: Eukaryota; Viridiplantae; Streptophyta; Magnoliopsida; Myrtales; Lythraceae
Source: RefSeq, a predicted model, not a curated record